Molecule: messenger RNA, 249 nt
Organism: Wasmannia auropunctata (little fire ant)
Lineage: Eukaryota; Metazoa; Arthropoda; Insecta; Hymenoptera; Formicidae
Product: serpin B3-like
Exons: 2
Source: RefSeq, a predicted model, not a curated record
GCAGAAGCCGGCAUACGAUGCUAAAUGUAUCGAGCUGCCGUACGCGAAUAAAGAGAUCAGCAUGGUGAUUAUCCUACCUAAUCAAAUUAACGGUCUGGCUGCGCUGACCGACAAACUUGCUGAAGUUAGCGCGGAAUGCAGCACUCGCCUCGCGCAAACGUACGAACGCGAAGUCCGACUGUUCCUGCCCUUAUUCAAGACCGAGUCCAAAAUGGAUCUUGGCGAUACAUUGAAAACUAAGGUACGUUC